AUGCCCAUACCUAUAAUCCACUGGUUCUACGCCUCAAACCUGCCCAAAUACCUCCAGCCUUCCUCUAGCGGCAAGACAUCAUGGGCUCUGAUCACGGGCGCAAGCGACGGUAUCGGCCUCGCCCUCUCAGACCAACUAGCAACGGCAGGCUUCAACGUCCUCCUCCACGGUCGUAACGAGGCUAAACUGACCCGCAUACAAUCAGAACUCGCCAGAGCCCAUCCAAAGCGCGAGUUCCGCACCAUCGCAGUCGACGCGAGUGCGUUCACAACCGCAGACAUCAACCGCAUCGCCGCGGCUGUCGCAGAGCUUCCACUCACGGUCCUCAUCAACAACGUCGGUGGUACCGCACCCUUGUCGAGCAACUUCAAGCACUUUGAAUGCAUGACGCCGACGGAAAUCCAAGCACUGUAUUCUCUUAACGUGCAAUUCCCUUUACAGCUCACAUGCGCCCUCCUCCCCCAACUGACUGCCAACAAGCAGCAGCCUACACUCAUCCUCACCUGCGGUUCCGGCAGCCAAAUAGGCCAGCCGUUCAUAGCAGCCUACUCAGGCUGCAAAGCCGCCCUCCACGCCUGGAACCGCGCGUUGCACGCGGAGCAAGCUACCGCAGGUUCCGCCGUAGAGGUACUCGAGGUCGUGGUGGGCCCGACGUACACGCAGCAGUUGCAAAAGGAGGCCUCGAUUAAGCCCGGUUUGACGAUGCCGACGGCGGAGGUGAUGGCGAGGGCGAUCCUGGCGAGGGUGGGACAUGGGCAUCGGAGUGUGACUCCGUACUUUUGGCAUGCGCUGCAGGGGGCGCUGCUUUAUGGGCUGUUGCCGGCGGGGGUGGUGGAUUGGGUUGUUGCAAGGGUGUUGUUGCCGAGUGUGGAGGUGAAGAAGGAAUAG
Molecule: messenger RNA, 888 nt
Organism: Cyphellophora attinorum
Lineage: Eukaryota; Fungi; Ascomycota; Eurotiomycetes; Chaetothyriales; Cyphellophoraceae
Product: Very-long-chain 3-oxoacyl-CoA
Exons: 1
Coding region: 1-888 (295 amino acids)
Cellular component (GO): endoplasmic reticulum
Molecular function (GO): oxidoreductase activity
Source: RefSeq, a predicted model, not a curated record